GAGAGACAAGCGGGAGCGGCUAGCAUUGCGAGAGAAGAGGGGACCGCGCCCCCGAGAGCCCGAGUGGAUGCUGGGUGCCCGAGGGGCGCGGGUCCGGUCCCGCUUGUGGCAGCUGCCUGGGCUUCCAGCUGCAGAGCGUCUUCCCUGACGGUGAAACCGCGCGGGACACAACCCAUCGCAGCUCGUCACCUACUUACAAAUCGCUGUCGCUAGGAUUCCCGCCACUCCUCUCAGACCAGCCCCCCACCCCUGACACUUUUCGGAGUCCCCCGCCCCCGUCACUGCCUCCCCGAAGCUGUUGGGGCAGUCGGACUCGGAGCCGCCGAGCCGCGAGGACGCUUGGCUGGAGCUGCCCCUCUGCAGCUGAGCCGGCGCCCCCUGCCCUUCGCGGUGGCGUUGGUCGGGCACCCCCGCCACCCUCGCUCCGUUCCUCCCGGCUCUCUUCCCCCCUCUCCUCUUGCAGGUCCCGGAGCUCCGCCACCGCCGGGUGCGGUGGGGCAGGCGCGAUGCAGCAGCUAUGCCGGGGCCGCGUGCUGGGCAUCACUGUGGCCAUCGCGCACGGAGUCUUCUCGGGCUCCCUCAACAUCCUGCUCAAGUUCCUCAUCAGCCGCUACCAGUUCUCCUUCCUGACCCUGGUGCAGUGCCUGACCAGCUCCACCGCGGCGCUGAGCCUGGAGCUGCUGCGGCGCCUCGGGUUCAUCGCGGUGCCCCCCUUUGGCCUGAGCCUGGCGCGCUCCUUCGCGGGGGUCACGGUGCUCUCCACGCUGCAGUCCAGCCUCACGCUCUGGUCCCUGCGCGGCCUCAGCCUGCCUAUGUACGUGGUCUUCAAGCGCUGCCUGCCCCUGGUCACCAUGCUCAUCGGCGUCCUGGUGCUCAAGAACGGCGUGCCCUCGCCGGGGGUGCUCGCGGCGGUGCUCAUCACCACCUGCGGCGCGGCUCUGGCAGGAGCUGGUGACCUGACCGGCGACCCCAUCGGGUAUGUAACCGGCGUGCUGGCGGUGCUGGUGCACGCCGCCUACUUGGUGCUCAUCCAGAAAGCAAGCGCUGACACCGAGCACGGGCCGCUCACCGCUCAGUACGUCAUCGCCGUCUCGGCCACCCCGCUGCUGGUCAUCUGUUCCUUCGCCAGCACCGACUCUAUCCACGCCUGGACCUUCCCCGGAUGGAAGGACCCGGCCAUGGUGUGCAUCUUCGUGGCCUGUAUCCUGAUCGGCUGCGCCAUGAACUUCACCACGCUGCACUGCACCUACAUCAACUCGGCGGUGACCACCAGCUUCGUGGGGGUGGUGAAGAGCAUCGCCACCAUCACGGUGGGUAUGGUGGCCUUCAGCGAUGUGGAGCCCACCUCUCUAUUCAUUGCCGGCGUCGUGGUGAACACGCUGGGCUCCAUCAUUUACUGCGUGGCCAAAUAUUUGGAAACCAGAAAGCAAAGCAACUACGAGGACCUGGAGACGCAGCCCGGGGGAGAGGAGGCGCAGCCAAGUGGAGACCAGCUGCCUUUUGUCAUGGAGGAGCUGCCCGCCGCCGAGGGCGGAAGUGGCGGGUCAGGAGGUGGGAAGGCAGCGGGUGGCUCCACUCAGCAGGGUGGGCAAGAGGCGAGGGGUAGCCCGAGAGGAGCCCCACUGGCGGCCAGGAGCUCGCAGGUCUCAGACAGCCCUGAAGAAAUGAGCAGGAGGUCAUUAAAAGAUGCUUACCUGGAAGUGUGGCGGUUAGUUAGGGGAACCAAGUAUAUGAAGAAGGAUUAUUUGAUAGAAAACGAGGAGUUACCCAGUCCUUGAAAAGGAAAUGCAUGUAUGUAUAUAUGUACACACACUUAUUUUAUAUGUUAGAGAGGACAUAUUUUAAUGAGGAGCCGCCGAAUUUUAUGCUUUGAGGAGUGGAGGAAGGGAAGCAAAGAAGGAAGCUGAGCCACCUGACAGUAGCAAAAUUAGCACCCGCCGUGAAUUAUUUAGUGUGAGUUUACCUGAGGCAUCACGUAGACAAAUGGAGGUGAAGGUGCAUAACAAAGCAGGGCUGGCUUUCAGCUGCAGACUCCUGGCACAUUCUUGUCAUUAUAACCACAGCCAAGUAUCUGCGUGUACCAAGAGUCCCUCAACCCCCUCCUCCAAAGAUGGAGUGUAGAAAUGUUAACAGGGCUGAAUAAACUCAAAGAUUACACACAGGGGCACCUUUCUGAUGAUAGAGCUACAGUUUUUAUGGCUGGAAAGAGUAUAUUCUUGAAAUGACAUAUUUAAAUACACCGAAUGGAUGUUUACUGUUUAUAGUCAUCUGAAACAUCAUGUUUACUCUGAUUUUCCUCACUUUAAAAAAUAUAAGUGCUCUAUCAUUCUAUUCUAUAUUGGUAGAAAAUGUUCAAGCUAUUUUGAAAACACGAGUUCUUAGCUUUAAUCAUAAAGUUUAAAGUUGGCUUUUAGUAAUUAUAAAAAGUAUUUGAAAGGUUGUUUUGGUUCAUUGCUUUAUAAUAUUUGUUACUGAAUGCCAUCAUCUUUUAAAAAACAGUUUUACUGUGUCCAGCGUUCUUUCAAGGAAAUGCAAUGGCUGACAUAUAGAUCCGUGUUAAUUGAAGCCCAAACAGAAAUGAGACCAUUCUGUCAAGCUAGGCCUUGCAAGUCACCCUGUAUAUCCCAGACUGUGUUACAAAAAGAGCACCUGCUAUAUUCACUUUAUGAUAUUUUUCUAUCUUAAAUUUGUCUAAAUAAAAUGAGUCUAUCUGCUAAAAGGUA
Messenger RNA from Sus scrofa (pig), 2723 nucleotides. RefSeq names its product solute carrier family 35 member D3 (gene SLC35D3). The record is from RefSeq and is a predicted model, not a curated record. Lineage: Eukaryota; Metazoa; Chordata; Mammalia; Artiodactyla; Suidae.